Plasmodium vinckei vinckei is the source of this 7521-nucleotide messenger RNA. Its product is annotated as conserved Plasmodium protein, unknown function. The transcript has 4 exons. The record is from RefSeq and is a predicted model, not a curated record. NCBI's taxonomy places the organism in Eukaryota, Apicomplexa, Aconoidasida, Haemosporida, Plasmodiidae. The coding region runs from base 1 to 7521 and encodes 2506 amino acids.
AUGAAUAUUAAUAAAUUCAAUUCUAAUACAGAGAUAAAGAAAUAUGAAAUUAAAAAUAAUUAUAAUGCAUUAAAGACAAACUUUGUUAAUAAUGAUAAAAAUUAUCAUGGUUGUAUCCAUGCUCAUAAUAAUAUAAAUGCUAAAUAUAGCGAAUUUUAUGUUUUUCCCAGUAAUGAUAACGGUAAUAUAUUAAAAUCGUCUAAUGGUGUAUUAUGUGCAAAUACCCCUCAUAAAAACAAUAAUUUAAAAAACAAAACAAGUAUAAAUGAAAUUCAAAUUAACAAACAUAAUUAUAAUAAUAUAAAUAAUGAAAAUGUGACUAAUAAUGUCCCUUAUACAUAUUGUAUGAACAAUACUGUCGGAAUGAAUAAUUCAUACAACACAGAUAACACAAUAAAGAAUAAAUUCAACAGAACAAGUUAUUUAUCAAAUAAUGUAAAUGCUUUGGGCAAUGCUAAUAAAAAUGAAGACGAUGUAUUUUAUAGAAAAAGAGGGUUGGACAUUUUUAGUUGGUCAAAUGAUAUAUUACUCCAAAAAAAUAAUGUAAAAAAACCCAAUUUAUGCAACAAUUCACAAAGUAAUAAUAUAAAUGUUCCAGAAUAUAAAAAAUCAAUACAUAAAGAAAAUUUUGGUGAUUUAAGUAAAGUAUAUAAUAGUAACGAUAUAUCAACUUUAAAAAUUAAUGAAAAUGAUGAAAUACAUAUGGAAUACUCCUAUAAACAUAAUAUAUAUGAAAAAGGAAUGAGUGGAGAAUAUUCCAAUAUGUCUUUGAAUAGUUGUAACAAUGUAAAUCAUAGUACAUUUUUACAUUUGAAGCAAGGCACUAACAAUUCAUAUUAUGGUGUUGAUAUUGAAACAUUUGUCGGUGAAAAAUGUGAUAGUUAUGUAAAUUUUAAUUGCAGUACAAAUGAUUUUAAUACCAACUCUAAAUUAACAAUAUCAAAAUUGAAGGGAAAACAGGAAGAGAUAACACAUAACUGUGCCCAAAAUGGAAAUAUUGGAUAUACCGUUAUAAAAAAUAAUAAUAAUUUAAAUAAAUUUAAACAAUGCAAUAAUUUGGAAGGAAAAAAUAAUAUUUAUGAGUGUGAAAAUGAAUGGAAGCAAGUUUUAAGAUUGAAAAAUGCCAAAAAAAAUAAAAAAUGCUCAAAUAUUUCAAAAACCGAGAAAUGCAAUAUAAAGUCACGCACAAAAAUGGACAGCAAACAACUACAUUUAUGUAAUAUGAUAAAUCAUAUGAACAGUCAGAAAAAUAAUACACAAAAUAAAAAAAUAAUACAAAAGUAUAAUGAACAAGCAAUAAAUAAUAACAUUAAUUUUACUUAUGAUCAUAAAUCCAAUACUAAGGAUAAAAAUAUAAACCCUGAAGUAAACACAUUUGAUUUCGAUUAUUUUGAUAAUUUUCAUUCUUUUUUAAAUGAAAAAGAGGCAACUAUUAAAUUGGACACAAAACUAAUAAGUGAAAACAAUUUACAAAGUGAAAAAAAUGGACAAAUAUCCAACUACAAUAGCUCUAUUAGUAUUUAUCACAAUAAUAGCAAUAAUAAUAAUAAUCGUGUGUGUAAUAUUUACCAUAAUGAAAAUGCUAUGAAAAAAUGUGUGCAAAUUUCUAAUAAAAGUAAUAUGGAAACUAGCGAACAAAUAUAUAAUUGUAAUGGUCAUCAAAUUUGUAAAAACUAUAACGUAAUGCAUUUAAAUGAAUAUACAACAUCGAACGAUGAACAAAAUAUAAUUUUAAAUGAAAAUAUGAGUUAUGAUAACAAAAAUUUUGCUUUUAAAAAAAAACCCAUAAAUGAGCAACAUACUUAUAAUAAACAUGACUUUUACAUGAACAGUAAUAAUUUUAGGGAUAUUUCAAAAAAUAUAUAUAUAACCCCGCAAAAAAAUACAGUUUGUUGCCCAAAAGACCUACAAAAUAAUAUAUUAAUAAAAAACCCAAUUUCCAAAAGUAACGAUACAUAUAAUAUUAAAAACAACAUACACAAAAAUAUUUAUUCUACAAAAAAUGUAUAUAACGAUGAAAAAGAUGUAGCUUCAAUGAAUAUAUUAAAAAAAGUAGCGUCAUUUGAGAAAAGGCCAUCAAAUAAUAUUGUUAAUAAUGAUUACAUGAAUAAAAAUGUAACGGUUGGUUUUCAAAACUAUAAAGGAAUUGAACAUAACUCAAAUAAUGAAAUUGCAAAAAAAAACCUCAACAAUAAUUUUAUAUCAUCUUUAGAAAAACAUAACCAUUUAAAAAGUGAUGUUAAUAAAAUAAAAUAUAAUAUAGGGGAAUUUAGAAAUAACAAUGCAGAAGAAUUAUCUCUCAAUAUUUCAGAAAAUUGUUUACAAAAUAAUUAUAAUAAAAUGGGGGGUAUGCAACUUAAUUUAGAACAAAGUGAAGUUAACAAUGUUGAAAAGGGUAGGCACGGCGAAAUGCGCGAAUUGUUAGAAAUGUAUGAUAAAAACCAAAAUAUGAAUAUGCAGAAAGAGAAUGAAAUGGAUGAGUUUUUAGAAAUAUACAAUCAAAACAAGAAUAUGGUUAUGCCAAAAGAUAACGAAGUAGACGAAUUUUUAGAUAUAUAUGACCAAACUAGAAAUAUGAAUAUUUCAAAUGAAAAUAAUAUUGAUGAAUUUUUAGAAAUAUAUGAUAAAAAAGGCGGUUUAAAUAGAUAUACAGAAAGUAAAAUGAACGAAUUUCUAGAUAUUCAUGGCAUGAUUCGAAGUAUAGAGGAAGCUGAACAAAUCGAUAAAGAAAGAAAAAUUUUAGAGAAUCAUAAUAAAAUAAUUGAUCUUCAUGAAAGCCUAAGUAUAAACAAUUUAUCAAGUACAUAUGAUAAUAUUAAAGAUAUAGGAGAAAACAAAGAUCAAUCAUCAUGCAAACAUAAAAAUAAUAUUGAAGAUUUAAAUAAAAAUGAGUUAUUGGAAUAUUGGGGAGAUUAUCAUUACGAUAAUGUUAAAAAAGACACACCAAAACAUAAUAAUUCUUUUACUUAUGCAUCUGGAAAAGAGGUUAAAAUAAAUAAAGACAUUUUAAAAGAAAUGAGAAGUAAACUAUUUAGCGAUGACGAGCAUGAUAGCAAUAAGGGUGAAAAUAAAGCCAUGAAUGAAAGUAAAGGAUUCAGUGGUUUUACCUAUGCAUCUGGAAAGGAAGUUAAAAUAAAUGAAGACGUUUUAAAAGAAAUGAGGAGUAAGCUAUUUAGCGAUGAUGAGCAUGAUAGCAAUAAGGGUGAAAAUAAAACCAUGAAUGAAAGUAAAGGAUUUAGUGGUUUUACCUAUGCAUCUGGAAAGGAGGUUAAAAUAAAUGAAGACGUUUUAAAAGAAAUGAGGAGUAAGCUAUUUAGCGAUGAUGAGCAUGAUAGCAAUAAGGGUGAAAAUAAAACCAUGAAUGAAAGUAAAGGAUUUAGUGGUUUUACCUAUGCAUCUGGAAAGGAAGUUAAGAUAAAUGAAGAUGUUUUAAAAGAAAUGAGAAAUAAGUUAUUUAGCGAUGAUGAGCAUGAUAGCAAUAAGGGUGAAAAUAAAACCAUGAAUGAAAGUAAAGGAUUUAGUGGUUUUACCUAUGCAUCUGGAAAGGAAGUUAAGAUAAACGAAGACGUUUUAAAAGAAAUGAGAAGUAAGCUAUUUAGCGACGACGAACAAGGCAGUAAUAAAAAUGAAAAUAAUGGAUUUACUGGCUUUAGUUACGCAUCUGGAAAAGAAGUCAAAAUAAAUAAAGACAUUUUAAAAGAAAUGAAAAAUAAAAUAUUUAAUGAUGAUGAAUAUGAUAAUUAUGCAGACGAAAUGAAAAAUGAAGAAACUGAUAUAAAAAAACAAAACACAUUAUUAGAAGAAAGAUCAUCACCUGGAAAUAGUUUAGAAAAUGAAUCACAUGAAAAAGGAAAAAAAGAGUUAAAAGAAGUAAAAAAAAACAAAUCAACUAAUAAUAAAAAAGGAAUACGUGGGAAAAGGAUGAAAACAAAAAGUGAAGAAAAAACAUCUUGUAAUGAAUCAUAUUUUCCUCAAAAAAAAAAAAAAAGUAAAAGUAAUAAUAAUAGAACAAAUAAAGAUUUAGAAUCAAAUAAAAAUAGUAAUGACGAAAUGGAUAAGGAAAAAAUGCUUGUGGAAAUAACACCAUAUAAAUCCGAAGGGGUUAAUGAUACUAUGAAAAAAAGUAAAGAUAAAAAUUAUAUAUGUUCAAGUGAUUAUGAUAUGCCCCAAAUUAAAGGUACGCCCAAAAAAAUGAGUUCCAAUUUAAAAGGUAAAAAUAAUUUUAUUAAUCCAAGAAAGCAAAAUGUAAAUAAUGAAAUCGAAGAAAAACAAACACUACAAAAUAUUAGUAAUAAUAAUAAUAAAGACAAAUUAAAACUUGAUUUAAACAUAAAUUUGAAAGAUAGUCUGGGAAUAAUAAAAAAGACACUAACCAAUUUAUCAGAAAAAAGAAGAAUAAAAGAUACUAACUUUUUUACAAAUUUUCUUAUAUUUAUAAAUGAAGAAAAUAAAAAAAAACCUUAUGAAUUUAAUUGGUUUAACAAUGAUUACAUAUAUUUUCUAAAAAAUGCAAAUAAAAAAGAAUAUUAUGUAUCUAAUAUUAAUGUAAUGUAUGAAUUGUUCAUAUUAAUAACAAAAGAAUUGAACAUAUUUUAUAUAUAUGAUUUCCCAUGGUUUUUAAAAAAAUAUAAUUUAAUAACCAUGUCAUUAGUUCGUAAAUAUAAAAAGGAGUUAAAAGAAAAAUAUAAAUGUUUAAAAUAUAUGAUAACUAUGUUUAAAAGCCCUAGAAGUGAUUUUAAUAAAUUUGUAGAUAAUAAAGAGUAUUUGGAUCCAACUUUUCAUGAUUCCGUUAAUGAUCGAAAUGAAAUUUUAGAAAACAAAGCAGAAGGUAUAAAUAGUAUAAUUAUAAAAACUGAAAAAGAACAAAAUGUAAUAUCUAAUAAAUUCGAAAAAGGAAAUGACAACCAUCUAUUAGGUAAAUUACGUAAUAAUUAUGCUCAUAUACCAAAUUCCAAUUUAAUGGGGAACAUUAAUUAUUACGAUGACAAUGCUUAUUAUACAACUCUGUAUAAAAAGCAAGCAAAUAUUUUCAAAAAUAAUAUUAUACGUAUUAAUAAUGAGAAUAAGGCUAUAAAUAUGAACACAUGCUCUGAAAAUAAAACAUUUUAUAAUAAUGAUUUUUUUGAAGAAUGCAAUAUUAAUCAGUCAUAUAAGUAUGAAACUUAUACGAAUAAAUACACUAGUAAUAUUGAUUGUAUAAUUCCUUAUAAUUCCAUAAAUUUGGAUAUAACCAUGAUAAAUUGUAUAGACCAAGUACCGCCACCUUCACCCAUUGAGUUUAUAUAUAAGUUAUUGAAAAGGUACAUAGAAGAACAGAAAAAUAAAAAGAGUGUUUUACAACUAAUACAAGAAAACGCAGUUUCAUAUAAAGUGCCAAUGAAUUUACGAGUUGAAAAAAUUAUUAAAAAAGAGGAAAAGUACAUAAUAAUUUUAAGUGAUAAUUUUGAUUAUAUUUAUUGCAUAAUAAAGGAUACACAUUUAGUGGAUCUAUUAAUAUGUAGUAAAAUUAAAGAGGGUUAUAUUUUAAAAAUUAAUUCUUUAGAUAUAAAUAAUGAUAAUAAUGUUAUUCCCCAUGAAGAAAACUCUAAUAGUUAUUCGAGGGGAAUAACCUUUAGUUUAUCGAGUAAUAAUUUAAUAUGUAUAGACAAGGAAAAUAAAUUGAAAAUUGGAUUAUCAAAAUAUAAAGCUAAAAGAAUACGAAAUAUUAAAGAUUUUGAAAAUGGCUGUUUUUUUAUAGAUGUAGUAAUUAUAAGUAAAAGUGAUUUUUCAUAUGGAUUUUAUGAUCAAGCAAAAAAACAAUAUUAUAUUUUAAACAGUGAAAUUUAUGAAAAAACUGUGUAUGAUUUAAAAAAUGAAAUAACAAAACUUAUGCAUGAUGAAAAUUUUCAUGAAAAUAGUAAAUAUAUCAAAUUAAAAAAUGAUUUAUAUAUGUUUCUCGAGGCAACAACUUUAUGUACAAUUCAGGCUAUUGAUUUUGCUUCUUCAGAAAAAAUAAAAGAAACAGAUUUAUUGGAUGAUAAAUUGGAGAAAAUCAUAAAUUCCUUAUGCCAAAUUAAGCUUAUUAAAAUUGAUAAAGAAACUUAUGAAAAUAUGAGAAAAGGAAGUAGAGUUCAACUUUUUAACACUUACAUUCAAAAAUCGAAUAGAAACAAUAAAUUUGUGGCAUCAUUAGAGGAUCAUGUUUUAGAUGAAUUAAUAUAUUCUUCAGCUAAAAAACAAGGAGAUUAUAGUAACAUUAAAUGGUUAGGAAACUAUGAUUUAUUUAAAUUGCAUUUUUUAAAAGAAGAUAUUGAUAAGAGUAAUCCCCAUUAUUAUAAUGAAUAUGACAACUAUUUAAAACUUUUCAAAAGCUAUGAUUUAAAAAAUAAAUCUUAUACACCUAUUGUAUUUCAAGCUACAAGUUCAACAUAUAUAAAUGUUGAUACAAAACAUAAAAGUCAAUUGAUUGAUGAGCUUCACAAUAUAUUAACUAUAAGUAAUGAAGAAAAUAUUGAUGACAAUAAAAUAACCAAGUUAGACAAUGAACAUAAAGAAGAAAACGAAAGUGACGAAAAAAAGUUAAACAAAAUAUACCCAUCUUUUAUUUAUACAAAUAUAUUUAAAAUUCCAAUUUUGUCAAAAAUACAUAUGAACAUUCUUAAAAUGUAUACAAAUUUAAAUGAAAAUUAUAAAAAUGUAUAUUUUGAUUUAAUCCCUGGAAAUUUAUAUAAUGUAUCUGGGAUGGUUAUUCAUUAUACUGAUAUAGAAAUUAAGGAAUUGAUAGAUUACAAAUGCCCCGAAUAUACAAAAAAUAUGAUGUGGUAUAAAAUCUUUUUACUAACAUCAAAUGGAUAUUUAUGCUGCAUAAAUAUUUCAAUGUUGGCUCCAAAUUUUUUAAUCUCAUCGUAUAAAAAAGAUUUUGGAUGUAAAGAAAGAGAAAUAAUCAAGAGAAUGAUUCAUGUUGAGCAUUGUAUGAACAAAAAAGAAAAUAAAAAUAGCCAAGUUCGAAAUUGUGAUAAUGAAGAUAGCCAUGCUAGUAGUAAUGAAAAUAUGAGUACAAGCAAAAAUGAUAAAUAUAAUAAUUUAUUUAAUUAUUUAUACAAAUGUGAACGAAAAAAUACAAAUGAAAAUAUACAAAAAGAAAGCAUAAAUUUAAAUGAUUUAGACAUUUUUAUAUAUUUUACCGAUCUUGAAUUUAUAAAUUAUGACCAAAAGCAUGAUAUAUUUAACUUCCGAUCCUAUUAUCACCCGAAUUUUAAAUCCCUAAGAACAUACCCAAAAGAAUUCGAACAUAUCAAAUGGAGCAUUACACGUCUGGUUAAUGAAAAUUAUAUUACAUAUGAAAAAAAUAAACUUGUAUUAAAAUUAAGAGACGAUUUUCAAAUAAAAGUUGAUAAAGAAAAUUUUCAAUAUAUAUAUUUAUGGUACUCUCUAAUUUAUUCAAAAUGUAAAUCUAUUGAAUUAACCGGAGACAUCUCUAAAAAUACAAUUUUAUCGAAAUUUUUAAAAAAUAUGUGCAACUUAUAUGAUAUCGUUAAGUAG